Molecule: messenger RNA, 1772 nt
Organism: Pyricularia oryzae 70-15
Lineage: Eukaryota; Fungi; Ascomycota; Sordariomycetes; Magnaporthales; Pyriculariaceae
Exons: 3
Coding region: 93-1772 (559 amino acids)
Source: RefSeq, a predicted model, not a curated record
UAAACAGUCCCUGAUUUUCACGUCUAUUUCUCUUCCUCAACACCAACACCAUCACCACCAACACCACCAAUACCACCAACAACACCUUCAAAAUGUCGCACAAGAUGGCCGAGAACGUGAUCCACACGAUCCUCUUCGCGCUGGACCUGGGCCUGGGAGCGAUGCACAUGGCCGAGUUCACCAUGGGCCACGGCAAGCACCCAGAGACGGGCCACAGCAACGUCGCGGCGCUGCGGGUCUACGCCGGCCUCAACACGGACGACCUCAAGGACGCCGGCGGCACGUGGCCCGACGUGCGCCUGUGGAACGAGCGCGGCAUCUUCAGGGGUGCCAGGUGCGCCGAGAGGGACUGGGGCGGCCAACCCCCGGCGGACUUGCAGCUCAGCUCGGGCGACUGGGCCGACAUCAAGGUCGGCAUGUCUGAAGGCGAGGGCCAGCCGACGUACGCCCUCUUGUCGGGCAACAGCGAUGCCCUCUGCAUCGCGUACGUCACCAUGACGAGGCCGGACGGCGGCAAGGGCAGCGUCUUGGCCGGUAACUGGGCCCGAGCCUGCGACACGAGGCAGCAUAACGUGUCGAUACACCAGACGUACCCGGAUAACCCGGCUCAGAUUCCCUGGUACUACUCCAACGUCGUCAUCGAUGACAACCGGGAUCCCCUCAUGUGCGUGUGGCUCGGUCAGGGCGGCGAUGUCUCGACCACCGGUAUGUCGAUGCACUUCCAAGACUUUGCGGCCUCGACGCCGCACAAGGGUGAGGAAGGCAUCCAAUUCUACUGCGAGGGAAACCCUUCCCUCAAAUUCUACACCGAGAACCCCGCCCAGAAAGCGUUUGUCUGGGAGCCGGAGCCAUACACUCCGGUGCCUGACCCAACGCCCGAGUACCUCUUUGACGACGUGGCCUUCAACAACGUGUCUCGGGCCCACUGGGAGGCCACUCAGCGUGGCCAACCCAUCACCUACCAGCCGCCGCCGCCACCACCGCAAGAGCCCGAAGAGUUGGAGGAGGGCGGAGAAGAUGACACGGCACUCUCCUUAUCCGCCAGGCUACGCAGCAUCCGACGCUGGCUGACGGGCCGCCAGGAGCACGGGGGUGGCGACCACGAGGAGCACAGCCACGGGGCCCCGCCCAAGUCGCCGCCGCCGCCGCAGCCCAUCCCGCCCAAGAUGCGCCGGCCGUCCUUCAUGACCAAGCGGGCCGAGAAGUGCGAGUGGAGCGGCUUCAACGGGAACCCCCUCGUGCCCUUCUACGGCCCCGGUCCACCAUUCGGCAUCGCCGGGCCCGCCGGUUGGGGGCCGGAUGCGGGCGCCAUGGACAGGUGGGCCGCAUCUGGACGCCCGAAGCGGCGGUCUACUCUGGCGGCGUCGGACACGCGCAUCGUCUUCUCCAACAGCACCGCGCAGACGGCCACGGCGCUGUGCGUGGGCGGUUCCAGGGGCCCCAAGUUCGUGUCGUGGGCCGAGGGCAAGUACUGCAACCCGAGGACCAACGAGGUGCUCCCGCUCUGCGGCAGUGGCGGUGUCGAGGAGGACUGCUUCGACACGGACCUGUUGGAGCUGAGGGUGCGCAGGAGCCUGGCCAAGCGAGAGCUCCUGACCGAUGGUCACAUGGAGGACGACGACAUGGACCACCACCUGCUGCUGCAGUGGUUCGAGCCGGGCAACGAGGCCACCACGCUGCUGCGCCCCAACAGGGAGAAGAGGGAUUCCAUGGCCGAAGUUAAACGUGCUCGUGUGCUGGCGAAGAGGGACCGUGCGACAAUGGGGAGGUAG